This is a messenger RNA of Microthlaspi erraticum, 1518 nucleotides long. Lineage: Eukaryota; Viridiplantae; Streptophyta; Magnoliopsida; Brassicales; Brassicaceae. The record is from the annotation of a GenBank genome assembly.
AUGCAAACGCUUCUCAGUCAGCCAUGUAAAUCUCUUCUCACUGCUUCUUCUUCUUCCUCGCCGUCGUCGAUUCGUAGCUCCGUUGACGCAAGAGACUGUAUCUAUUUGAGAGCAUCGGAGAAGGUUUUUCAGUUUCAAUUUCGUAGAACCCUAAGCCCCUUUCCGUUUCGUAGUUUCGCUCUCUGUCGCGAUUUUGCUGCUCGCGGAGCUAAUGGGAUCAGAUUCUGCUCACGAGACGGCGUUUCCGAUGCUCACAACGGAGGAAUUUUGGUUGAGAAGGAGGAGGAGGAGGAGCUUGAGCUACGGAACAAGCCCAGUCCUGUACCGAAAUCAGACGAUUCCGAGAACGAGCGUGGGAAAGCAGACGACGACGAGAUUCUGGAGCCGUUUCUGAAAUUCUUCAAUCAAGAGGGAGAAGAAGGCAAAUCCGAAGUUUCCGAGGCGACUAAUAGAGUCGGCGUGGAGUAUUACGACCCAAAACCAGGUGAAUUCGUGGUUGGCGUUGUGGUUUCGGGUAACGAGAACAAGCUCGAUGUGAGUAUCGGCGCGGAUAUGUUGGGGACGAUGCUGACGAAGGAGAUUCUUCCUCUGUACGAUAAGGAAUUGGACUAUCUGCUGUGUGAUUUGAAGUACGACGCCGAGGAGUUUUUGGUGAAUGGCAAAAUGGGGAUUGUGAAGGAUGGUGAAGAAGACGGCGUUGGGAUUGCGGAAUUCGCGCGGCAAGGGAGGCCGGUGGUUGAGAUCGGGACGGUGGUUUUCGCGGAGGUUUUAGGGAGGACGUUGAGUGGGAGACCUCUGCUUUCUUCCAGACGUUACUUCCGGAGAAUCGCUUGGCACCGAGUGAGGCAGAUCAAGCAAAUUGGUGAGCCUAUUGAAGUUAAGAUUACAGAGUGGAAUACAGGAGGGCUUCUCACUAGAAUUGAGGGUUUGAGAGCUUUUAUUCCAAAGCAGGAACUUGUGAAGAAAGUCAAUAGCUUCACCGAGUUGAAGGAAAAUGUGGGUCGUAAGCUCGUUGUGCAGAUCACGAGAUUGAACGAAGAUAAGAACGACUUGAUACUGAGUGAAAAAACAGCUUGGGAGAAGGUGAACCUUAGAGAAGGAACACUCUUGGAAGGAACAGUAGCCAAAAUUUUACCUUAUGGAGCUCAAGUCAAACUUGGAGAUAGUAGUAGAAGUGGACUGCUACACAUUUCAAACAUAACUCGUAGAAGAAUUGGAUCAGUGAGCGAUGUGCUUCAGGUGGACGAAAGGUUAAAGGUUCUCGUUGUGAAAUCUCUAUUCCCAGACAAGAUCUCUCUCAGCAUUGCAGAUCUUGAAAGCGAACCUGGUUUGUUCAUGUUAGACAAAGAGAAAGUGUUUAUGGAAGCUGAAGAGAUGGCGAAGAAAUAUAGAGAAAAGAUGCCUCCGGUGACUACUAGCGAGAUCUCCGAUCGUCCUCCGAUAACAAGUAGUUUCCCUCAGGGCAAGGAUGAAGAAAUCUAUGCUAACUGGGACUGGUUCAAGUUUGAGAGUCGAUGA